Messenger RNA from Columba livia (rock pigeon), 1938 nucleotides. RefSeq names its product S100 calcium binding protein Z (gene S100Z). Gene Ontology annotation, molecular function: calcium ion binding; calcium-dependent protein binding. The record is from RefSeq and is a predicted model, not a curated record. The transcript is spliced from 2 exons. Bases 300 to 752 code for a protein of 150 amino acids. NCBI's taxonomy places the organism in Eukaryota, Metazoa, Chordata, Aves, Columbiformes, Columbidae.
GUGUGGAGCCUUCUUUAUAAAUGUGCGUACACUCUGGCUGUUGUUAUUUGCUAAUCUCAUUUUCUUGAGUAAAAUUUUGAAUGAGCAGGUAGGAGGGUGUGCCUUAAUUUUCCCUCUGGUUUCAGCUAUGGGUACGGGAGGUUUUCUUUAACAGUAGCUUUGCAAAAUAGAUGCACAGUAGAACAAUCCCUUAAAUAAAGGCCUUCAUUUCCCUUUGCCUUUUUGAAAUAAUUGCUAGUCAGUUCAGGACGAUGCUUUAUUUUAUGACAGUCUAGCCUUGCUCACACACAGCUGUCAGGAUGGAUCAACUGAAAAUCCAUUUUUUCAGUACUGGUAACAAUUUCUCUUUUCAGCUAGAUCUUCACGCCUUCCCUGAGAUCAGUCUUUGGUCUGGCUCCCAUGCAAUGUCACUGACUCUGAAUAUUUGCCCCACAGCUCUCCCAUUCACUGCUAUGUCCACACCACUGGAGGAUGCGAUGGACACCUUGAUCAGGAUUUUCCAUCACUACUCUGGCAAAGAAGGAGACAGAUACAAGCUCAGUAAAGGAGAACUCAAGGAGCUCCUCACCAGUGAGCUCACUGACUUUCUUUCAGGCCAAAAGGACUCCCUUCUGGUUGAUAAGAUCAUGAAAGAUCUGGACUCCAACAAGGACAACGAAGUGGAUUUUAAUGAAUUUGUCAUUCUGGUUGCUGCGUUGACUGUGGCAUGCAAUGAUUUCGUCGAAGAACAGCUAAAGAAAGAGGGAUUUUAAAAGUGCUCAAUACAGUCUAUCUGCUGGCCACAAAUGUGAGCAAAGCACACAUAGUUAUGUCCCUCCUCAGGAUUUAGUGAAAGCAAACCAUCAUCUGUCCAACUGUUACUGCUCUAAGACACUUACAAGGCAGAUCACCAACUGGUGUAAGCCGAACCAAAGCCAGUUUACACUACUUAAGAUCUGACUUUUAAUAUUUUCCGUCUUUGUACUGCAUGCAUCUGUAACAUGAAUUAAUCAGUUGCCCAGGUCAAGGGCUUGGGGUGACAGAUCAUUUGGCAGGAGUUGAGACAUGUAUUUCUUAAAUGUCACUGGGAAGUAAAAGGCAGAGGGAUGUUACUUGUACACUUUCUGAAUUGAAAAAUUUGGAAUGAGGCUUAAAACUUGCAAUUUAGUUUUCAGUCAUUCUGUAACAACCAUAUGUUUGCAGCUCAAAAAGAGCAGCUUGUUUUUUGCUCAGCUCUGCUUAUUCUAAAGCCCUUUUUAGAUGCAGCUCCAUAACUCCUCACACUCUUAUUUUUCAGAUGUGGUCACAGCUGUCUCCUGUCGCCUGAGCAGACAGUACCACUUGCCAUUGUUAUGGCUUCAUUUCCCCCACCUCCCCAGCUUCAAAUUUGUUGUGUUGGCGUUACUGCAUCCCAGUUGUCCACCUCUUCAUUUGCACAAAUGAAUUUAUUCAUAUGAUAAUUUAUUCAAAUACAUAGAAAAUUUAGUCUGCAAACUGCUCCAAGGGCUGAUGGAGGGACUGGGUCUUAAGGGGAAAUGUAAAUGCCUUCUGCUUUCACUAUUCUGGCACCAUUAAGAAGAGGGCUUUUAAAGGACCACUUGUGGGGGAUUUAAUGAUCGGAUUCUAGCACACAGCUUUGUGGUGUGAGUCAUCUUACGGAACAAUGAUUUCACCUCACGUUGAUCCAACCCGCUGUGUGCAAAAGGGGCAGUGGGACCCCAUGGCCAGGUGUGGAGAGAGUAGGACAAAGUGUGAACUUGCUUUUGGGUUGCAUUAAGAGUACUUCUACACUCCUGUUUGAAUUAAGCAUACUUCAAAAGCCUUGUGAAUCCUCAGCAGCAGGGUGUCAUAGCUUUUUUCUUGCAGAGCUCUCUUUGUUCUUUGUUAUUUUGUUGAUAACUUCAAACUAUAAUAAAAGGCAUCUGAAUUAAAUGAAGAUUUUCUGUUUGGUAAGAGGUU